This is a messenger RNA of Didymodactylos carnosus, 1601 nucleotides long. The record is from the annotation of a GenBank genome assembly. NCBI's taxonomy places the organism in Eukaryota, Metazoa, Rotifera, Eurotatoria, Philodinida, Philodinidae.
AUGAACACCAUUAUGCAUAUUUAUGGCGAUCCAACAGCUGUUCGUACUAACGAUUGUAUUCAACAAUUAAUUACAGUGAAGGAUACACUUCAGUUUGAUAUAGAUAAAUGUUUAGACGACGAAAAUGUAAUGAAAGAUAAUGACGAUAAGAUGGAAUUAGACAGUGUUGACGAAUUAUUACAUUCUUCAGAUGCCAUCAUUCACCAAUCACCUUUCAAUACUGAAAUGAGAAAAAGAAUAUCUUUGAUGGAUAAACAUUUGAAUAAAAGUACAAAAUUUAAUAAUAUUACCAAUUCCAAUUUUUCUCGUCGUAUUGUCUUAUUAUAUUAUCGGUGGUUUGCAUAUUUGCCAUUAUUUUCGUGUCUCUUAUCAGACUUUAAAGAACGAUAUGCCAAGGACAAACAGGUGACGGUAACAGAUAAAACACUAGGACGUGCCAGGCUAUCAAAUGCCGUCGCCGAGAGUUACUUUCAAAUCAUCAAAGAAAGUAUAUUACAAAAUAAAAGACGAUUACGACCAGUAGAUGCUCUUAUAAAAAUCAAUCAGAGUACACUGGCUAGACUAAAAGCCGGUCGUUAUGGAGUGUCACAAAAAGCAUCAACACGUAAAGCUCGUCCUGUUGAUGUAUUGAUACUAGAGGUUUGGCGAAAACGAAGAACUCAAGUACGACGAAGUAAAUCUGAUGAUACUCUUCAACACAAGACAAAAAAGAAUUCUUUAGAUAGCUUAACAGAUUCUCACCUGAGUGAGGAUCAUAACCUAUCGAUUAAUUCUGAAUCUGAUAAUUCGUGGAAUUAUAGUAAUAACAAUGUUAGUUGCAAUAAUAAUAUUAAUAUUAAUAAUGUUCUGAAUAUAGAUGAUAAUGAUGAGAUAUUAAAUACAAGUGUUAAAUCGAAUGACAACCAAUUACCUCCACUUCUCAAUGAUCAUGAAUCAGAAAUGAAUUUUAAUGAUACUGCUAUGAAGGAUGAGACAAGAAGAAGUUUACGUCAAUGUACAAUACCAAAACAAUAUAAUGACUAUGAUAUGCCAGCUCGUUCCUCUAGCACAUCGGCAUUAUCUCCAAAACGAACUGCUUCUUCGUUAACCGUUACUUCAUUAUCUAAUUGUUCGUCUUCUGAUAAUUCAUUAAAUCAUAAGCCACGACCUCCACCAACAAAGAAAAAUCAGAAAAGACAAAAAAUUAAAGAAUCGCCUAAGCAGUGGCUGAAAUCGGAACAUCCAUGUACAGCUUUAAUUGAAAAAGUAACAAUUCCUUGGCCUAAAUAUUCUAUUAAAAAUGCAAUUUUUAACGGUACAAAAUAUUCUGUUAUUAAUACAUGUCCAUUAGACUCAGCAUUAUUUGUUCUAUAUUAUGCCUAUGUUUCUUAUUCAUGCCAGUUUCGAGCCUUCGUGGAACGAAACCUAUCUACUGUAAUUUACCUAAGACAUUUCAGCUGGUGGAAAGUGAUGGGUGGGAUACAACUCGUUUAUAUUGGCUUAACAUUCAUAAAAGAUUAAAUUCCUCAACAGCAAAUGGCAACAACCAAUAUAAUUUAUUUGGCACUGUUGAUGAAAAUGUUUUUAGAUAUGUUCGAACAAUGCAGGAGUAUGAAAACCCA